Molecule: messenger RNA, 2226 nt
Organism: Jatropha curcas
Lineage: Eukaryota; Viridiplantae; Streptophyta; Magnoliopsida; Malpighiales; Euphorbiaceae
Gene: ROPGEF1
Product: rho guanyl-nucleotide exchange factor 1
Molecular function (GO): guanyl-nucleotide exchange factor activity
Source: RefSeq, a predicted model, not a curated record
AGCAAACAGCAGUGGUUAUCAGAGACAAAUACUGAUAGAGUACAAUACGAGUAAACUGAGAGAGAGAGAGAGAGAGAGAGAGAGAGAGAGCAAAGCGUGCUUUUUAUCUAUUCAGUACUUUGCCUUUAACAGCAAUCAUCACCACCACCACCGCCAUAACCACCGCUAAUAUCCAUUCUCAAUGGCAUUUUUGCUAAUGUGCGGUUGAGAUCCGUUUUUCUGUUUCUCAUUUGUAGUGAUCUUUUCUGUUGAUAUUAUGGGGAGUGUGUCGUCCGAUGAUGGUUCUGAUCAGCAAAGCGAGAGAUGUGGGAGUUACAGUUUGAGUGCUGACGUCAGCGAGUCAGAGAGUUGUAGUAGCUUCUCUUGUCGGCGGUUUGAUGGUGGUGAAGGUGCUUCCAGUUCUAUAACUUCGUCUCCUCGUCCGCCGGGGAAAUCUAGUUUCUCUUUUCAAGGGCCGUUGAUGCUGCCCGUCAUUGGAGGAAAGGAUUUCAUGAUUUGCGAUGUCAAGCCUGAGAAACGGGAAACGGAUUUGUCUGAAGUGGAAAUGAUGAAAGAGAGAUUCGCUAAGCUUCUGUUGGGAGAGGACAUGUCUGGAGGUGGUAAAGGAGUAUGUACUGCUCUUGCUAUUUCAAAUGCUAUCACUAAUCUCUCUGCAACCGUGUUUGGUGAGCUGUGGAGGUUAGAGCCAUUAGCCCCACAAAAGAAGUCAAUGUGGCGCAGAGAGAUGGAGUGGCUCUUAUCUGUGAGUGAUUCAAUUGUUGAGCUUGUUCCUUCAAUACAACAAUUCCCUGGUGGGGGCACAUAUGAAGUCAUGGUACCUCGACCACGGUCAGAUUUAUACAUGAAUCUCCCUGCCCUGAAGAAACUUGAUGCUAUGUUGAUUAGUAUGCUUGAUGGGUUUUGUGACACGGAAUUCUGGUAUGUUGAUCGGGGGAUUAUCUUGGCUGAUGGUGGUGAUUGCGAUGUGUAUCCAUCAAGCAUUGCAAGUGCAAGGCCUUCAAUUAGGCAGGAAGAGAAGUGGUGGUUGCCAUGCCCAAGAGUACCAUCGAAUGGAUUGUCAGAGGAUGCAAGAAAGAGGUUGCAGCAAUGCAGGGAUUGCACAAACCAGAUAUUAAAGGCAGCAAUGGCAAUUAAUAGUAGUGUGCUUGCUGAGAUGGAGAUACCUAGUGCAUACUUGGAAACCUUACCUAAGAGUGGAAAAACUUGCCUGGGAGAUAUCAUUUACCGCUACUUAACUGCUGAGCAGUUCAAGCCGGAAUGUCUUCUUGAUUGCCUAGACCUCUCAACAGAGCAUCAUACACUCGAAGUAGCCAACAGGAUUGAGGCAGCCGUUCAUGUCUGGAAGCAGAAAGAACAGAAAAAGCCCACGAAUAACACAAAAGUUAAGCACUCAUCAUGGGGUGUUAAGGUCAAAGGCCUUGUUGCUGACACCAAAAAGAAUCAUUUUAUGGCCCAUCGAGCUGAGACCCUCUUACAGAGCCUAAGGCUUCGCUUCCCCGGCCUUCCACAGACAGCAUUGGAUAUGAACAAGAUUCAAUAUAACAAGGACGUUGGACAGUCGAUUCUUGAAAGCUACUCGAGAGUAAUGGAAAGCUUGGCCUUCAACAUUAUGGCAAGGAUAGAUGAUGUUCUGUUUGUAGACGAUGCCUCCAAACGAUGUGCUGCAGCAGAAUCAAUGUCCCUAUUCAAUCGGAAUGGGUUGGGUGGUCUUCCUAUUCAGAAGCGGAUGUCACCUAGCCCCUUCUCCAUCCAACACAGCCCAUUCGCCUCUCCAUUUGCAACUCCAACUUUCUGUUCUUCCACUCCAGUGGCUGGAAGCCCAGCUAGAGCACCAUCCUCUCUAAAUAGGAACAACGUGAAGGAAGCAAUCGAUCAGAAGUUAGAGAAACCAUAUGCAGCUGACUUUGAGAAGGUUUGGUCGUACACUGGCAACCUCAGUUCAAGAAGAGUUUCUGGAGAUGCCCCUGAGCGAGAUUGACAUUUGGAGAACUUGACUAUCUCAAGUGAGAGUUAAGAGCCCUGUAGAUGUGAAUGUGAUUAGGAGCCUUGGAUUGUGACUGUCAGGGUCCUAGGGUUGGUAUCUAACUUUGUAUAUUCCUUUAGCUAUAUAUAGAAAGAUCAAGUUCUAAAGUUUUGAUCAUGUGUUUUUGUUUGCACAUUUUAAGUUGUAAUUGAUCAAAGAUUAUGUAUUCCGAUAAAGAAAGUUAUGCUCUCUUCUAUUUUCUA